Messenger RNA from Brugia malayi, 402 nucleotides. RefSeq lists its product as uncharacterized. Bases 1 to 402 code for a protein of 133 amino acids. The transcript is spliced from 2 exons. The record is from RefSeq and is a predicted model, not a curated record. Lineage: Eukaryota; Metazoa; Nematoda; Chromadorea; Rhabditida; Onchocercidae.
AUGAUUGAUGAACAAUUUUUUGGUGAUAAUAGUAUCACAAAACAUUACAACAGUGAAUAUAUCAGUAAUGAUUACAAAGAUACUGGACCAAGAGGAUUUAUCAUUAAAGAAUUUAAGAAUAAAUCAUUAAAAUUUACGAUAAAUGAAUCAAAUCGUUUUAAAAUUUCCUAUCCACCAGCUGAAUAUCGUUUCUUCAGAUCAAUGAUUAAUCAUAAUCUCUGUUAUCAGUAUACUUUAGAAUGCAUUUAUUAUCGAUCGGAAUAUUCACGUAGCAAAUUAUCAAUUGAUGAGAAAACUGGUGAAGAAUACAAUCCGUGUCAACGAUUUGUUGAACCAUGUUUUGGGAUUUCUGAAUACGAAUAUAAAGCUAUAAAGAAAUUUAAAAGUUUAAAAGAUUAUUAA